GCCCAGGCGCAAUGAACGUCUCGGGUACAUUAGACACGACGCUCCUCGACCGCCACCACAGCACCCAUCUCCAACUCACCAAGAGGCAGUUUGCCAGGCAUCAUGACGGCCCUCAAAAUGGUAACGGUGGCUAUGGUGGCAGCGUUGGUGGUGGCGGGCGUGGCCGGCGGAGAGGAUAUUGGACACUUCGUCGCCAGAAGAGCCAUCCUUCUCGACGAAAAUUUCGUCCCUGUAGCAGCUCCUGUGCCGGCAGCAGAAGCUCCUCGCGCCCCACGUCUCCGCAGGGACACAGGCUACGGGCACGUCCCCCACAAGGGGUACUCCAAGGGCAGGGUGGGACCCGUCUACACUUUCGUCAAGACUGACUACAACGGUAACUUCAAGUGGGGUGUUCGCCAUCGCGCCGGAUCACAGUAUGCUGGUGGCUACCAUUGAUCCCUUGCCUGCCUCUACCACACUGCUGACAUACUACUUAUUCUUGUUAUUAAAUGGCGCCCCACAGUGACCAACACAACUCAUCACGACAGUACUCAGCCUGCUAUUACUGCUCUCAACGCCUGCCCUUCAUCCUUAAACACAUAAGACUUGACUUUCCCCCUCGGACAGUUUCAGGUGCACAUGUUGAAUGUCUUAAAGAUUACCAUAGGAAGAGCUUAAGGCGCGGAAAUGAUGCCGUUUUUCUUCUGUCUCAUUUCAUCUUUGGCAAAGCUUGCCAUGCUGUACUGUCCUUGCUUAAACCAAACAUUUACCACAAGAAAUUUCACUUCACGUGGCAUGUAGGUGAUGCCACUCAGUGAUUGUGUGUCUGUAUAUUGUUUCCUCUCCUCGAUAAUUUCAACUUUUUUCCUGAGGCCACUUCCUUGGCCAACUUGCACACCUACAGAGACAAAAACAUCAAAAUUAUAAACUGCAGGUGAUGAUGACCACAUCACACGCAGCCACUCACUCUAGUCAUUCAUUCGGUUAAGUGUGGGCACCACAUUCUAGCGCUGGCUGGGGUCUCGUUAGACUGUCUAUGGCCCGGGCAGGCACUCGACCCAGAAAGCAAUUUCAUAAUCAUCUCACGUGUCUUGUAAUUAGAAAUAUUUGUUGUUGCUCUGUUAUCCUUAGUCAUAAAAAUACAGCUGUUAUAUUGUUGCUUCCGUCCACAGCAAGUUAUGCUUUUAUUUAUACAUAUGAAUUUCAAACUGGCAGUAGUAGAGCAAUGAUCCAAUGUCCUACAGUCAAGAUUGUGUAUUAGUUUUAGAAUGUUUUACAAAACAUUCAUAUUUAUUUAUAAAGAAAUGUAUUCUUAACAACUGUUUAAACAUUCCCUGUGCGUCCUUAGAUAUUUUAUACUGUUCCACAAGUUCUGUAUACAUAUCUAUUGUAACAAAUGCUUUCCAGA
Messenger RNA from Eriocheir sinensis (Chinese mitten crab), 1387 nucleotides. RefSeq lists its product as uncharacterized. The transcript is spliced from 3 exons. NCBI's taxonomy places the organism in Eukaryota, Metazoa, Arthropoda, Malacostraca, Decapoda, Varunidae. The record is from RefSeq and is a predicted model, not a curated record. Bases 103 to 435 code for a protein of 110 amino acids.